GUCCGGGAGAUGGUGAGCGCUCUUCGGGGCUUGCCUGAAGCUCUUGGCAAGCUCUCGAAACCGAAGGGCUUGAUCGACCCGAGAGGGUUGGGAAAACCUCAGAUCCUCGGGGACAAUGCGGAUGAGAAGUUCAGGUUGUGGGCCAUCAAGCUCGAGGACUACGUGAGCGGCGUCUUCGGUGGCAAGAGUCGGGAAGUGCUGGAAUGGGCAGCUGGCAUGGAUGCAGAGAUCACCCCAGCUGAGAUAGAUGCAAGCUUUGGAGGAAGCGCCGACAUCCUGGAACAGUGGGAUGAGGUGCAUGAGUUCAACGAGCAGCUCUACACCGUGUUGAGGGCGACGACAGAAGGAGGACCCUUCGACCUGGUUGAGAACUGCGCCACCGGAGCUGGCUUGGACGCUUGGAGAAGCUUGCACCGCCGGUUCGAUCCGGCCACUGGAUCAAAGAAGAGGGUGAUGCUCCAAGCCCUGACAAAUCCUGAGCGGGCUAGCUAUGAAACGCUUCAGGGGGGCUUUGGAGCGGUGGAAGGCUCUCAGUCUCUCGCCAUGAACGCCCUCGAGAAGCUGGUCCCGAAGGAGCUUGAGACUCACCUGAUGCUGAACUAUGCCCGCUUCAAGACCUUUGAGGAAAUGGAGAAAGAGGUGGUCAACUUUAUGGAGGCGAAGACGGGGUCAAGGAUGAUCGUGAGCUCCAACUUCUCCAAGCCCUCAGGGGGGCAGCUCAGGGCCAGUCCCAAUGGACGUGGACAGCCUCGUGAAGGACACAAGAAGGCCGAAUGCUGGUCGGCCCAAGGAAAAGGGAAAGGCCAGAAAGGAGGAGGUGGCAAGGGCAACAACAACAAGAACUCCGCUAACGCCCUUGAUCUUCCAGAACCUGAGCCUCGACCUGGUGAUGCAAAUGGAUUGGAGCUGUGUGCAUUGGAGGUGUGCACCUUGGAGGAGGCAAGAGAGAGAAGCUCAGUGCGCAGCGAGAGCCAACGAGCAUCCACCCUGCGCAGUGAGAGUCAUCGUGCAUCGACCCGGACGAGAUCCUCACGCCGAAGGACGGAGAGCUCAGCAGCAGACAGAUCUGCAUCCUCCGUUGAGUCCUCAGACUCAGUGGAGAAGCCCUGGUUGAAGUGCAACCUGGAUACCGGAACAUCGGUGACCGUCUUCCCCAAGGACAUGUUCGAAGCAGGCGAGCCCAAUGACAUGAGAUUGAAGACAGCAUCUGGGGAGGUGGUCAAGGCCUAUGGGAAGGCAACCGUCCAUGGCAAGGACACCCGUGGUUUGAUGCGGAAGCUCAAUGGCGGAGGAGAGAUCAUCCCGCUGAACCACCCGGUGAGCAAAGCGAUGAUCACGGCAUACCACAAAGCGGUGGAUGAGUUCGAUAAGAUGGGCAUCAUCCCUGUCUAUGAGGAGAAUGGGGUCUACAACUUCUACCUCUACGAGGAGCGGCUGGAGCAGGGUGUUGAAGCCAAGGAAUUCGAUGACAAGAUCACCCCGACCUGGCUAGAGGAUGAGGGAGAUACGCCAUCCGACUUGGAGAAGAAAGAGCAUGAGGCUUCAGGGCAUGCGGUCUACAGGAGCUGGCGUCCAGAGUGCAUUCAGGCUGCAGGUCGAGUUCAGCAGCAUAGGAGGGUGCCCCGAGAGGAAGAGACGACCAGCACGGUGGUGAUGGACUACUUCUACCUCAACGAAGAGGAAGGAGCACGGCCACAUUGGUUCCUGGAGCUGUUGGGCUACAAGGAGAUCGUGCUGAAGAGCGACGGGGAGCACUCGCUGGUCAGGAUGAAGAAGGCAGCUGGCAGGGACGCCAAGAACCUGGUCAAGACCAUCUGUGAGGAGAGCCCUGCAGGAGAUUCAAGAGCGAACGGAGAGGCAGAAGCAGCUGUUCGUGAGAUCAAGUGGAGGAUCAAGGCCAUCCACUUGAUGCUGGAGAAGAAGUUCGAUGGGGGCCUGCCUGAAGGCCAUCCGUUGACCUUGUGGAUCCCACGCUAUGUGGCUGAGCAAUCGAACCGCUACAAGGUGGGAGCUGAUGGUGUGCUGGGCAUGACUUCGGAGGGUGUCUUGAGGAAGCCAGGCGAAGGAGCAGUGGAAGACAUUGAGGACCUCUUCCGGAGCGAGGAGGAUGAGAGGGCGGCGGCAGCUGGUGCUUCACCGGCGACCAUCGAAGCAAUUGAAUGGAUGACCGAGCUCAUGGGGAGUUUGGAGGCGGCUCAAACCCUGGCAGACCUGGCUGCAAUGGACGUCAUUGAAGUGUUUUCCCCAAGCCGAGUCAACAAAGAGGUGGAAAGGUUUGGACUUCGGCUGGGAGCAGCGAUUGACCUGGAGGAGCUCAAGCCUGAUGGGUCAGAGAAAUGGGAUUUGGACCAUGAGGCAGACUUCCAGUUGGCCUUGGACAUGAUCGCCUACGAGCAACCAUACUUGGUGACGAGUUCACCACCUUGCACGACGUUCAGCCCGCUGAGGAGGCUGUCGGACUUCAAGCGGGACAAGAAGAUCGUUGAGGAGGAGAAGGAGAUUGGCAAAGCACGGCUCAAGAAGAGCCCUAUGUGCAAGUUUGGCAUGAAGAUGAGCAAUGAUGAUGGAGAGCAGUGCUAUGUCCGCAAGGAGACAUUGUGGAUGACCAACUCCAAGUGCAUUGCAGAGGAGUUGCAAGGUGUGUGCAUCAACAAGCUCAAGGGGCAAGAGGUCCACAGGCAUGUACACCUCAUUGGGCGAGACCGUGCCAAAGCCGCCCAGGUGUACCCAGUACCACUAGUGGAGGCCAUCCUUCGAGGACUGAAGAAGGAGCUGGUGAGCACCAAUGCUUUGAGCGCAGUGGAGGAGAUGCUCACGGGACCUUCCCCGGAUAAUGGCAAUGAGAUGGACAUGGAGCUCAGAGCAUGGGAGGAGGAGCAGUACAUGGACGAUAAGGCCCGGGAGCUCGAGUUGCAGUGGUUGAAGAAAGAGGAGGUGUACAUCCGAGUUCCUCGGAGAGAAGCCACUGGGAAGCUCCUGCAGUGGAAGUGGAUGGACGUCAACAAAGGGGACAAUGAGAACCCUUUCGUGCGCAGCAGGAUGGUGGCGAAGGAGAUCAAGAAGGCCAAGCCAGCAGAGAUGCAGCUGGGUGGUGCCGACACCUUCUCCGCUACUCCGCCGAUCGAGGCCGUGUACACCCUGCUGAGCGCCUUCAUGUCCAAGGACCCAAAGAAGGGCGAGCUCAAGCUCGCGAACUGGGACAUCUCCCGUGCCCAUUUUAUGGGGCGUGCUGCACGAGACAUUUUCAUGGAAUUGCCGGAGCAAGACCGAGUGCAGCCAACUGACCAAGAACCCAUGGUCGCAGAGCUCAUGCGGAGCAUGUACGGGACCCAGGAUGCGAGUAAAAUCUUUGAGGAAGAUUAUCAAGGGUGGCUGAAGCAGAAUGGAGGAACAUUUUGUUCACUAUGCCCGGCCAUCUUCAGGUUUGAAGAGCGUGGACUACUUGGCCUUGUCCACGGCGACGACUUCCUGGUGGUGGGGGAAUAUGCUCAACUUCGCUGGUUGGAUGGCAUUCUCAACAAGAAGUACACAGCGAAGUGGGAGAACCUCGUUGGUGAUGGGCCAGGCGACAAGCGGUCAAUGACCUUCCUGAAUCGCCUCAUCAAGUACAUCCCAGAUGGAGCGGACCUGGAGAUUGAAGCGGAUACCCGCCACGCAGAGAUUUUGCUGCGAGAGUUCGGCUUCAAUGAAACCACGAAGGGAUGUGACAUUCCGGAGGACAAGAUGACCCAGGCUGACCUGACAGGCAAUCAAUGCUUGAGAGCAGGCAGGUGA
Messenger RNA from Durusdinium trenchii, 3774 nucleotides. The record is from the annotation of a GenBank genome assembly. NCBI's taxonomy places the organism in Eukaryota, Dinophyceae, Suessiales, Symbiodiniaceae.